Molecule: messenger RNA, 2384 nt
Organism: Zootoca vivipara (common lizard)
Lineage: Eukaryota; Metazoa; Chordata; Lepidosauria; Squamata; Lacertidae
Source: RefSeq, a predicted model, not a curated record
CAACAUACUCUCGCAGGCAGGGAAGAACAUGUCAGCUUCUGGCAAGAGUUGGCUGUUUGGAGUAGUGCUCUGUGGCCUGUCCAUCGCUGGAACUGCAGCAGGGGCUCCUGUGAUUCCAAGGCGUGUGACUGCCUCUGAACAUGGAGGCUAUGUAGAAUUACGCAGCUCAACUCCUCACAACAGGGCAAGUGGGCGCGUUGGGCGCGUUGCAGCAGGACUUCCUCACAUCCAUCAUUUCCGUUCAAAUGUGCUUUGGCCAAAGAAAUGACCGUCCCAAAGUGGUUACCAAGUAUGGGCCCUUGCAGGGCAAGCUGGCCAGCGUGAAGGGCAUCGACCAGCCUGUGAAUGUCUUCCUUGGGGUCCCUUUUGCCAAACCGCCGGUCGGAGCCCUGAGAUUCUCCCCACCGCAACCAGCAGAACCGUGGAGCCAUGUGAGGGAGUCAACGUCUAACCCUCCCAUGUGCCUGCAAGACUUGAGAUGGAUGGCUGAUUUUGGCAAGAUGCUGAAUGUGACGAUGCCUGACAUUGCGGUGGCCGAAGAUUGUCUUUACCUGAAUGUUUUCACCCCAGACACCAAGGCCAAAUUGCCUGUCAUGGUCUGGAUCCACGGAGGGGCUCUGGUAUUAGGUGGAGCUUUUCUAUAUGAUGGAUCAGCCUUGGCUGCUUAUGAAAAGGUGGUAGUCGUUGCGAUUCAGUACAGGCUGGGUCUCCCAGGAUUCUUCAGCACUGGUACCAGUGAUGCCCGUGGAAACUGGGGAUUACUGGAUCAAGUAGCCUCUCUCCAGUGGGUUCAGGAGAACAUUGCACAUUUUGGAGGAGAUCCCAAUUCUGUGACCAUAUUUGGAGAGUCUGCAGGAGCAUUUAGUGUUGGUAUUCAGCUCCUGUCCCCCUUGUCCAAAGGCUUGUUCCACAGGGCCAUCUCUGAGAGCGGAGUCACUCAGCUUCCAGACCUUGUCAUUACCCACCCAGAUGUCCUUGCUCAACUCUCAAAUAAAAUUGCAAACACCUUUGGCUGUGAGGCCAGCAGUUCCGCGCUGGUGCAUUGCUUGAGGAGCAAAACUGAAGAAGAACUCAUCACCCUGACUGCCAAAUUGACCCCGGGAUUUGGGAUUAUCCCCGCAGUAGUUGAUGGAGAGUUCAUUCGAAAGGCACCUGAGGAACUACUGGCCUCAAAGGAACUCAACACUGUCCCAUAUCUAUUGGGUAUGAAUAAUCACGAAUACGGAUGGGUUGUCCCUGCAGCACUGAACAUCUCCGGCAUAGCUGAAGGCAUGGAUAAGGAGACCAUCAUUGCUACAUUUCAGCAGAUAACCACCUCCACAAAGUUCUCACCUGAGUCUCUGCAGAUAAUACUGGAUGAAUACUUGGGAGACACCAAGGACCGUGCCAAGUUACGAGAUCGCUUUCUGGACAUGAUGGGAGAUAUGGUCUUUGUUGCUCCUUCUGUUGAGAUAGCUAGAUAUCAUAGAGAUUCUGGAGCUCCCGUCUACCUUUAUGAAUUCCAGUGCCGGCCCAGUGCAUUAAAACACACAAAGCCAGAUUUUGUAAAGGCAGAUCAUGGUGAUGAAAUUGGCUUUGUAUUUGGGGCACCGUUCUUAGGCAGUGAGUUAGCCGCUUUGAUGGGUAAAGCAACAGAGGCCGAGAUAGAGCUCAGCAGAAAAAUAAUGAAAUACUGGAGCAACUUUGCCCGAAAUGGGAAUCCAAAUGGCAAAGGUUUGGUGGAAUGGCCUCGGUAUGAUCUGAAUGAAGGAUACCUGGAAUUAAACUUGGAGCAAAGGAAAGCAGAGAAGCUGAAGAAGAACAAGGUGGACUUCUGGUUAAAGACACUGCCUGAAAAAAUGAAGCAAAUGGCUGAAGGAAAGGAAAAACACGGGGAGCUGUAACCAGUGGCCAAAAUUGUCCCAGCUUGUUUUUGUUUGUUUUGAGAACAAACACUUUCCAACAAGAAUUAUUUCAGUCUGUUUGUGAAUUUAUGGCAAUGGCAAAAUUAACGGCUUCAAUUAGAGGCAGCUCCAAGCAAAAAGUUGAGAGUGGGAGUGUGUAGAGACAUAUAUGGGAAAAUAUGGAAAGGGAAUUAAAUUUUAAUAUGAACAUAAAAGGAAAUACUUGCAAGGAUAUAAGAUAAUAGUACAAAGGAUAGAAUCAUUAAGUACAAACAACUCUUAACACAACAAGAAACAAUAAUAUAAAUACCAAUAGGAUCGCACAUGGGUGAGGGGAAGUUGGGAGGGAGGGGGGGAAGUAGAAGGUGGUAUCUGAAGAAUUAUUAAGAACCUUUAAGAACGUGAUAUAAAAGCCAGAUGAUAUAUGUAAUUGGAAACAUGUUGAUUGAUUGUGGCUGUAAGCUUUUUAUUUUCAAAUAAAAAUGAAUAAAUAAAUAAGAA